AUGCGUCCUCACUUUCGUUUCUCGACAUUUUUGCUUCUAGGCGGUUGCUUGCUUUCUGGUGUUUCUUCGAGAUUCGACCCUACCACUUAUACAAGAACUACAGCGGCGUGUAAAGCCGUAAAGCGGGACGCCGACCAUGCCAUUGUCGACAUUGAGCUUAGCUACAUCAAUAUCAACCCCAGCGCCAAGACGGCAGUAAUACUCGCUCAUGGUUGGCCCAGCAUCUGGAGCACUUGGGCGUACCAAAUACAGGCGCUUGAACACGAUUAUCAUUUAAUUGUCCCCGACUUGCGUGGAUUCGGACGUUCUUCACACCCCGGAGACGUACAGACAUCUGGGACGAUGUUCGACCACGUCGGCGAUCUCACCUGUAUUCUAGAGCAUGCCAAAGUGGAUAGUGCUAUCUGCUUAGGACAUGAUUGGGGCUCCUUGCUCUGCUAUGAAGCGGGACGACUACGUCCAGACAUUUUCCAAGGAAUCGUUGGAGCCGUCGUUCCAUAUAUUUCUUCCGCUGGGCCUUUCGUUCCUGUCAAAGAUCUCACGACCGUGUUCCCAAAACUGACUUAUCAGCUCUUCUUCGGUUUGAAAACGCCUGAUGCUGUCAAGGAGCUGGACAAGGAUAUUCGCAGGUCUCUUCGGGCGACUCUUCGUGCCAAGUCGAGCCCGCCCCCUGACGAGUUUUUAAAGAGUUCUGAAACGUUCCUAGGGGCAUGGAGCGAUCAUGAGGAGAUCCCGCCUAUUCCGUUUUUAUCGCCUGAAGAGGAGGAUUACCUUGUAGAAGAAUUCAGCCACCAAGGCUUCAAAAACAGACCUUUGUCAAACGUCUCACAGAACCGACAUAGGACAUGGAAAUUUGCAAACGAGCAGGGUAAUCACACGCUCCCGCAGCCUGUCCUAGCGAUUUAUCCCACACAUGAUCCUGUAGCUGACUGGGUCAAGGCCGCGGAAAUGCUCAAUUCCGCAAGCUUCUUACCACGUCUAACGACCGCAAUCGUUGAAGGUUCGCAUUGGAUACAAAUGGAGAAUCCGGAACCAUUCAACGUUGCUUUGAAGAGUUGGCUGGAGGCUAACUUUGGGGGUUUGGGUCGUGCUGAAGACGAGCUUUAA
Messenger RNA from Guyanagaster necrorhizus, 1107 nucleotides. RefSeq names its product alpha/beta-hydrolase. Lineage: Eukaryota; Fungi; Basidiomycota; Agaricomycetes; Agaricales; Physalacriaceae. Gene Ontology annotation, molecular function: catalytic activity. The coding region runs from base 1 to 1107 and encodes 368 amino acids. The transcript has 9 exons. The record is from RefSeq and is a predicted model, not a curated record.